This is a messenger RNA of Pseudopodoces humilis (Tibetan ground-tit), 3408 nucleotides long. RefSeq names its product RNA binding motif protein 27 (gene RBM27). Lineage: Eukaryota; Metazoa; Chordata; Aves; Passeriformes; Paridae. The record is from RefSeq and is a predicted model, not a curated record. Gene Ontology annotation, molecular function: metal ion binding; RNA binding. Gene Ontology annotation, cellular component: nucleus.
GUCGCGGCGAUGGCGGCGGUGUAGCCGUGAGCGGGCGGCGCGGGGCCACCAUGAUCAUCGAGAGCGUAGACGCGCUCAAGUCCUGGCUGGCCAAGCUGCUGGAGCCCAUAUGUGAUGCAGACCCCUCAGCCUUGGCCAACUAUGUCGUGGCGUUAGUCAAGAAAGACAAGCCCGAGAAGGAGCUGAAGGCUUUCUGUGCUGACCAGCUGGAUGUGUUCCUGCAGAAAGAAACUUCGGGGUUUGUAGAUAAACUUUUUGAAAGUUUGUACACCAAGAGUUACCUUCCUUCUGCUGAGCCCACAAAGGCAGAGGCAAAGCCUGCAGGGCAAGAGAAAGAAGAAGUCAAGGAGGAGUUGUGUGUUAAACAGAAUUUUCAAGAGUCUGUUGAAGAAGAGCGGGAGAGCAGGAAGAAGAAAUAUUCCAGUCCCCAGAGGAGCCGUGCAGAUUCCAGUGAGCAAAGAACCAGGGAGAAAAAGCGGGAUGAUGGGAAAUGGCGGGACUAUGACAGGUACUAUGAUAGGAGUGACUUGUACAGGGAGAAGUCUGGCUGGCGCCGGGGCAGGAGUAAAAGCCGGAGCAAAAGCAGAGGGUUAAGUCGGAGCCGCAGCCGCAGCAGGGGCCGCAGCAAGGACCGGGAUGGCAGCAGGAGCGGGCUAGUUCAGGUCUGUCGGAAAAGUAAGUGGCACAGAUUACAGCAUUCUACGCACCUUGAGACCGCGUUAGUUAAGGGCAGAGAGCACCGAGAGAGAGAGAGAUCAAAAUACAAGAGUGAAAAAAAUGAUGUUGAAGGCUCAUAUAAUCCGGUGUCCGCAUCUCCCAGUAAAUCCUCUGAACAGUAUUCCUCUGCACAAGCUAUCCCCAGUGCUGUAACUGUAGUUGCACCUGCGCACCACCUUGAAAGCACCACAGAGAGCUGGUCAAAUUACUUCAACAAUCACAGCAAUCCCAGUUCAUUUGGCAGAAACCCUCCUCCUAAAAGAAGAUGUCAAGAUUAUGAUGAGCGAGGCUAUUGUGUCCUUGGUGACCUCUGUCAGUUUGAUCACGGGAACGAUCCUUUAGUAGUAGACGAAGUUUCCUUGCCGAGCAUGAUCCCAUUCCCGCCGCCGCCGCCGGGGCUGCCGCCGCCGCCGGGGCUGCUGCUGCCGCCGCUGCCGGGGCCGGUGCGCGGGCUGAGGCUGCCGCUGCCGCAGCCGCACCCGCAGCCCCCGCCGCCCGUCGUGCUGCCCGUCCCGCGACCACCUUUAACACAGUCCAGCUUGAUAAACAGUCGUGACCAGCCAGGGACGAGCGCAGUGCCCAGUCUGGCACCCGUGGGAGCAAGGCUGCCUCCUCCUCUGCCUCAGAACCUGCUCUAUACAGUGUCAGAACAUACAUAUGAGCCAGAUGGCUAUAACCCUGAAGCUCCUAGUAUUACCAGUGCUGGUAGAUCUCAGUAUCGGCAGUUCUUUACGAGAGCACAAAUGCAGCGUCCAAAUCUAAUUGGCCUAACAUCUGGGGAGAUGGAUACAAACCCUCGAGCUGCCAACAUUAUCAUCCAAACUGAGCCUCCCAUUCCCAUUACCAAUAACAGCAGCAAUGUCACGAGAGUUGUUCUGGAACCAGACAGCAGGAAAAGAUCUCCAAGCAGCAUGGAAUGUCCACCAUUGAAGAAACCCUGGUUGGGAAAGCAAGUCAAUAACAACCAGAAUAAGGCAGGGUUUUUGAAAAAGAAUCAGUAUACUAAUACAAAAUUAGAAGUUCGAAAAAUUCCACCAGAAUUGAACAAUAUUACACAGCUCAACGAACACUUCAGCAAAUUUGGAACUAUUGUAAACAUUCAGGUUGCUUUCCAGAACGAUCCUGAAGCUGCUCUCAUUCAGUACUUGAGUAACGACGAGGCGAGGAAGGCGAUUUCCAGCACGGAGGCGGUGCUGAGCAAUCGGUUCAUCCGGGUGCUGUGGCACAGGGAGAGCGAGCAGCAGCCCCCACUGCUGCAGCAGCAGCAGCCACCGCCCGCCCCGCAGGCCCUGCAGCACCUGCAGCAGCAGGCCCUGGCCACGCAGCCCGCCGUGACGGUGCACAGCAGCCUGGCCAAGGUGAUGAACAAACCCCUGGCCUCUGGUGCCUACGUCCUUAACAAAGUCCCCGUGAAAAGACGCCUUGGAGCAGCGGGGGGGAGCCAGCCUGAGCUCAGCCAGCCCGGGGCUGGGGUGGAGGAGUCUCAGAUAUUUCCUACUUCUGCAAGCCACUCAAAAAUGGUUUACAGUUCUCCAAACUUGAAGACAACUCUGAAGUCUGGUGCAGGGUCUAAACCUCACGACGUGCAAGAAGUCCUUAAAAAAAAGCAGGAGGCAAUGAAACUCCAGCAGGAUAUGAGGAAAAAGAAGCAGGAGAUGUUAGAAAAACAGAUAGAAUGCCAGAAGAUGCUGAUAUCCAAGCUGGAGAAAAACAAGGCCAUGAAACCAGAAGAGAGAGCAGAAAUUAUGAAGACUUUAAAGGAACUAACAGGAAAAAUAUCUCAGUUAAAGGACGAAUUAAAAACUUCAUCUACAACCUCCACACCAUCCAAGCUGAAGUCCAAGACAGAGGCACAGAAGGAACUGCUGGAUGCAGAGCUGGACUUCCACAAGAGACUGUCCUCUGGAGAGGACACAACCGAACUGCGGAAAAAGCUCAAUCAGCUACAGGUGGAGGCUGCCCGCUUGGGCAUCUUGCCUGUUGGCCGAGGAAAGGCGGCGGCGGCGCAAGGCCGGGGCCGGGGCCGGGGCCGCGGGGGCCGAGGCCGGGGAGUGCUGAACCACAUGGUGGUGGAUCACCGGCCCAAGGCGCUCACCGUGGGAGGCUUCAUUGAAGAGGAAAAAGAUGAAUUGCUACAGCACUUCUCUAAAUUUGGAGAUAUUGAAGAUCUUCAGGAAGAGGAUUCCCCAUUAAGUGUUGUUGUAACUUUUAAGUCCCGCUCAGAAGCUGAGAAUGCUGCUAACCAGGGAUCCCGCUUCAAGGACCGACGGCUCCAGAUCUCGUGGCACAAACCCAAGGUACCUUCUGUGUCCACAGAAGUUGAGGAAGAGGAGUCCAAGGAAGAGGAGACCGAAACCUCAGAUUUAUUUUUGCACGAAGAUGAUGACGAUGAUGAUGAAGAUGAGGAUGAAUCCCGUUCUUGGAGAAGAUGAAACUUGAUGUUCCAAGUGUAUAAUUUUAGGAAUAUAGUUCAAACUACAUCUUUUAAACAUUUAUUUAAGGAAGUUGAUGAGCCAAAAAGAGCUUUACUUUCUUUUCAAACCACAAGAUUUACUAUGAGCAGUUUGGUAUGAAAGCAUUCGGGACGCAGAGCUGUGAGACUGAGCUAGCCAAAGGCCCAAGAACUUCUUACAGGAUUAUCAAGAUCACCAGGGUGGUGAUUUUUUUUUCUAUUUAAGAAGGAUUAAAAAG